AAUUUCUAAUGCAGGGAUUUGAGAUGGCGUCCAAAAUCACGAUCCUCCCACUCCUCACAUAACAUUCCAUGAUUAUAUCUGUAUAAAGAAAAAUAAACUUAGGGUUAGGGUUUUACGGGAUUUUAGCUAUGGAGGUUGAAGAAGAAACCACCUCAAAUCACCUUCAAGAAUCUAUAGCAGCAGAAACAACAACAACCGUAAUCAAUGAAAUCUUGUUAGAAAACACUACUAGUAUUGAUAAACAAUCUGAAAAACAGCUAUCGAAUUUGGCACCCAAAUCAAACAGUCAUGAAGAAGAGGACUCCUCUGUUUCUGUUCCUAAAUCUGAGGUCUCAAAGGCGUUCGAUUCGGCAGCGGCGGGGGAAAAAGUAGAGGAGCCUAUUGUUCACUGCAGGAACUCGGAGUCGGUUGCGGCAUUGAGCGGUGUUGAUGAUAAUUCGGUUGUUGUUGAGCCGAUGAGGGUGGUGCAAGACUCCAAGGACGAGGAUGAUGGUGCCGUCAAAGAAAUUGACGUGGCAGCGGUGGAGUGUGGUGGCAGUGAGUUGACAUAUUCGGUUAAAGAUGACGGAGGUGAGGGAGGGGAGGCUGUGAUUGAGCGGAUUGGUGAUCCGGAGUUGGUAGAGGAAAUGGUGGGAAAUGACGGUGAGGAUACCAAUGUCGGUGAACUUGUGGAAUCCGAGAAGGAUGAGGAUGAAGGUGACGAGAUUAUGGUAGGAGCGGAAGGCAAACCUGAAGAUGAGAAGGAGACGGUGAAAGAGGAGGAAGACGCUGAGGUGUUGAAAGUCGGUGAUGAUGGAGGCGUUCUCUCGUCGCCUGUUGUUCUUGUUCAUAACGAUGGAGGAGAUGCAAUGACAGAUCAAUCUAAAAACGAUGGUGGUCUCAAUGUCCGAUCGGAAGAUGUUGAGAAUGUUCAGGGAAUGGUCGGUUCUGAUGUUAGAAACGAUGGUCAUGUAGAUGCGCAGGUUGAAAACAUUGAUAAUCUCCAAGAAGAUGAAGCAGUGGCAGAAGAACCAGUUGUUCCAGAAAUUGUUAAGGAAGAAGAUAAUGUUUCCGAUGAAGAUGUUAGAGAAGACCUGCAGGAGGAAGCAUCAGUGGCAAAUGAGGAGGCAGUUGAUGGUGUUGGGGAAAACGAGGAGGAAGAACCCAUGGAGGAAGACGAAGAGAAAUCCUUAGAUACCGACAUAGAGACUGAGAAAUCUUUAGACAUUGAAAUGGAGUCUGUGAAAUCCUUAGAUACAGAAAUGGAGACUGAAGAAGAAACAAACUUAGAAGAUGAAGAGAAAGCCCAAGAAGCAGAUAUUGAGACAGAACCUGAAUUGCCAGAGUCAUCUAAGAAAGACAGUGGAGGAAAACGGAAAAGAGGAGGAAAGUUCUCAAAAACCACCACAAGGAAAACAAUGGAGGAGGAUGUUUGCUUCAUUUGCUUUGAUGGUGGAAAUCUUGUGCUGUGUGACAGGCGGAAUUGCCCUAAAGCUUAUCAUCCUUCUUGUGUUAAUCGGGAUGAGGCCUUCUUCCAAUCUAAGGGUAGCUGGAAUUGUGGCUGGCAUCUGUGUAGUAUCUGUGAGAAAAAGGCUGAGUACAUGUGCUAUACUUGCACAUAUUCAGUGUGCAAAUCAUGCAUUAAAACCUCUGAUAUGUUAUGUGUUAGAGAGAAAGAGAAGAAAGGCUUAUGUGAAGCUUGCAUGAGAACUGUGAUGUUAAUUGAAAAUCCAGAAAAUCAGGAAAAUGCAAACUUUGAUGAUGAGAGUAGCUGGGAGUAUCUUUUCAAGGAUUAUUGGACUGAAACAAAAGCCAAACAUGACUUAUCUUUAUCCGAACUCAUCCAAGCUAAAAAACAAGAAUCUUCAAUCACACAAUCUGAUGUUAAAGACGAGGGUAAUUCAGACAAUCCACCCGUGAACCCAAGUGCAAGAAAGACAAGAAGACAAACAAAGAAGCAAAAAUCCGAUGCUAUUUCUGACGAUUCUACCCCUGAAUGGGUAUCAAAAGAACUUCUUGAAUUCAUAACCCACAUGAAAAACGGUGAUAGUUCUGUUAUAUCUCAAUAUGAAGUUCAAGAUCUUUUACUCGAAUACAUAAAAAGAAACAAACUUCGUGACCCAAAUAAAAAAAGUCAAAUCAUUUGUGACACAAGACUCGAAACCCUUUUUGGGAAAUCACGUGUGGCACAUAUUGAAAUGUUGAAGCUUCUAGAAUCUCACUUCUUGACAAAAGAAGAUUCUCAGGUAGAUGAUUUUCAGGGGAGUGUUGUUGAUGAUGAUGAAACUAAUGAAACCCUAGGAAAAGAUCAGAAAGAUAAGAAAAGGAAAGGGAGGAAGAAAGGGGAUAAAAGAGAACCACAAACCAAUCGUGAGGCUUAUGCCACAAUUGACAUUCAUAAUAUAAAUUUGAUCUAUUUAAGGAGGAAAUUGGUGGAAGAUUUGCUUGAUGAUAUGGAAAUGUUUCAUCACAAAAUUGUUGGAACUUUUGUUAGAAUAAGAGUGUCUGGAGCUAAUAAGAAUCAGGAUAUAUAUAGAUUGGUGCAAGUCACAGGUACUAGUGAAGCAGCAGAAUAUACACUUGGGAAAAGGACAACAUGUGCUAUGCUUGAAAUCUUGAAUCUUAACAAAACCGAAAUAAUACCCAUCGAUACUAUUUCAAAUCAGGAGUUCACAGAGGAUGAAUGCAAGCGUCUGAGGCAGAGUAUAAAGUUAGGGCUUAUAAAUAGACUCACUGUGGGAGACAUUUUGGAUAAAGCCAUGGAACUUCAGGUGGCAAGAGUUAACGAUUGGCUUGAAACAGAGGUUGUGCGGCUUAAUCAUCUCCGUGAUCGAGCAAAAUGUGUAGAGAAAUUAAACCUUUUAAAGGGACCCGAAGAACGUGCCCGAAGGCUAGAAGAGUUUCCCUUAGUACAUGAUGAUCCUACUAUGGAUCCUGAAUAUGAAUCUGAAGAAGACACUAAAUCUGAUGAUAAUAAGAGACAAGAAUUAUACAAAAGAUCGGAUAGUUUCGGGUUCAACAAAAGAUUAAGGGAUCAAUUUUCUCCAAGAGGAGACUACAAUUACAGUUACAAUUCCAAUUCCAAAGAAUCUUGGAGUGGGACCCCACGGAAUUCCAGGAAAAAUUACGAAUUUACCCGAAACCACUCGAACAAAAACAUGUCAAGUUUCGAGAAUAUCGAAAAUUCACGAGAUCAUGAACAACGGGCCCCAUUUGUCCAACAACCAAUCAAAUCCGAGAAGCCAAAAUUGGUUGUUAAUAUAGAGACUUCCGUGUCGACCCGGAAAGUAAACGAAUCGGACAAAAUGUGGCAUUACAAAGACCCGUCGGGUAAAAUCCAAGGCCCGUUUUCGUUGGUGAAGUUGCGGAAUUGGAGCAAAAACGGGUAUUUUCCUGACCAUUUAAAAAUAUGGAAGAAAAACCUGAAAGAAGAGGAUGGAAUACUUUUGAGGGAUGCAUUAGAAGGUAACUUUCAAAAUAACCCAAACCCAACACCCGAAAAUAGACCCGGACCCGAUUUUGCUAACACACCAGUUAAAAGCUCCGCGGGUCAAUUACCAACACCAACACCAAAUACCGGUUCUACUUCUUUGGGCCCGCCUUUGGUUCCAUGUGGGAAUAACGACAUGAAUGCUGCGGGAACAUCGGUGGCUCCGGUUCCGGUUGCACCGGAGAACAUUGUGGCGGCAUCUGGCGGCAGUGUGGCGUUGCAGCCACAAAUGGUUCAGGCGGCGAUUGGUCAAAGUCAAAGUCAAAGUCAAAGUCAAAGUCAAAUUCAAAAUCCUCAGGGUUGGAAUGGUGGUGGUUCGCAAGUGAUUCCGAUGGCGGGGAUGGGGAUGCAACCGAUGGUGUAUAACCAAUGGAGCGGUGGUCCGGCCAUGGUUCAGGACCCCGCCGGAAACUUUUUGCCACAACCUAUGGCGGCGGUGGCGGCUCCACCGCAACAGUUUCCGUUUCCGGUCAAUCAGAAUAUGCAGCAACCGAAUGUAAAUUGGGGGACAAUGGGGAUGAAUCCGAACAUGGUGUGGGCUGGGCCGAACCCUGGAAUGACUUGGGGGCCCAUGGUUCAGGGCCCGCAAGUAACCGGGACCAUGGACCCAAAUUGGGUCCAGGUCCCGGGUUGGGUUCCUCAGCCUCCGGUUCCAGGGGUUGGAGUUGCUGCCCCGAAUCAAACCUGGGUUGCCCCUCCAAAUGGGAACCCUGGUUGGGUUGGACCGGUCCAAGGCGGUUGGAACCAGGGUAAUGUUAAUGUCAACACCGGGUGGAAUCAGGGUGGUGCACCAGGGACCAACAUGGGUUGGGUUCAAGGUGCAAUUCCAACACCAACUCCUACACCUACACCGGCACCAGCACCAGCACCAACUCCAAUUCCGACUCCAAUGCCGCCUGGAAAUAGCAACCAAAACUGGGGACCUCGGAAUCAGGGGAAUUGGGGUGGAAAUGAACGAGGUGGUUUCUCGGGACAAAGGCGGAAUCGGGGUUCGGGUUUCCAUGGUGGUAAUAAUCGAAGGAAUUACAAUAAUAAUAAUAACAAUAAUAAUAAUAAUAAUAAUAAUAAGCAAGAAUCGUUUCACAAAGACGGGAGGUUGUCGACGUCGUUCCAUGGAGGAUCAUCGGGUGAUUCUGCUCCCGCUCCUGCCCCUGCUCCUUCUGACCAGUGA
Lactuca saligna is the source of this 4640-nucleotide messenger RNA. Lineage: Eukaryota; Viridiplantae; Streptophyta; Magnoliopsida; Asterales; Asteraceae. The record is from the annotation of a GenBank genome assembly.